AAUUCAGGAGGGAUGUCCUUGUGAAAGCGGUAGCUAUAUAGCAGUGCUACCCGUACUGUUGAGUGGUUUCCCUUCGCAUUAGGUCUGUGCUCUGUACGGCGGUGAUUUUUGUGUUUAAUUUACGAAAAUUACGAGUUCUAGUUUUUUUUUUACUACAUUGAAUUUAAAAUUAACUGUGUUAUGGAACUGGACAAAAUGGACGAGAAUGACUGGAAAUAUCAUGGCGAAGGGAAUAAGAGCCUUGUGGUUUCGCAUGUUCAGCAUUCCAGAGUACUCCGACUGCUGAAGUACCCAUCACAGGAUGCGGAGCACACCCAACAGAGAACAGAACAGGCUUAUCGACACAUUCACAGCAUUGUGGAUUUUAGUAAAAAUGUUAUGAAGCCAUUGUUGGGGGAGGCAUAUGUCCACAGUGGUGAAGUUGUUAACCUACCACUGGAAUUUGUGAGACAUCUGUCUUUGAAAGUUCAGCAAGAGAGACCAGAACUGCGCUGUGACAAAGUUAUGGAUACAUUUAGUGGAUAUGCCUUGUGUCUACCGAAUCUCACUCAUCUCAACGCUCGUCACUUUGGAGAUCACAGACUUCCUCUUUGUGUAGAAAUAAAGCCAAAAUGUGGAUUUCUUCCUUUUUCGGGGCAUGUUACUAAGGAAUGCAAACGCAAAGUGUGCCGGUUUUGCAUGCACCAACAUUAUAAGUUAGCCAAUGGAAAGUGGAAACGACAGAGUCGGUAUUGCCCCUUGGACCUCUUCUCAGGGAACAAACAGAGAAUGUACAUUGCAAUUAAACACCUUCUUGAGGAACCACAAAACAACUUUAAAAUCUUUAAGGGUGGACAGCUGAUCUUCAGUUGUACAGAUGGUGCAGAGCAGCAACCAGACUUGAGUGCACUGGCCCAGCAGCUGAGACCCCACUUCACCCACAGUACAGGUCUUUACAAGGGCCACCUGUCAGCCAAGGCUGUGCUGAAUGAAUUCAUCCAGGUGGUCAGCAGUGCGUUGCUUAGCAGCUGGAACUGCAGUCGCACUGGUGAACCUAAGAAGGCGCAUCCUGCUGAGGGCCGGGGUUACUGUGAGGCAAGUCCUGUUCACAGGGACCUACACCGGAAUGGUACUAACGGCCUGUCAAAAGACUCCGUCCUGGGCAGAAUACUUCAAGCUCAGAUGUUGGAUAACCUGGAUAUCGAAGGCAUUUACCCCCUUUACAAACGUGUGGAACAGUACCUGGAGGAGUUUCCCAAAGAAAGGAGUAGACUACAGCUUGAUGGACCUUAUAAUGACAGUUUUCUGGAGUGGGUGAAGAAUUGUCCUGAAGAAGAUGAUGGAUCAGUAGAGUAUGCUAUAGGAAAGGUUCAUCAGUACAGAGUUGCUAUGACAGCCAAAGACUGCUCAGUCAUGAUCACACUGGCACCUUGUGAGGAGGAUGAAGUACUUGAGUCCAACCUGGAGAUCCAGCCUUCAAAGCCUCGCCUCACCUACUCGGUCUCCAUCUUGGACCUUGACCCCAAACCCUAUGAUGCCAUUCCCUACCAGCACAAGCUAGACUCUAAAAUAGUGAACUACUAUGUAAGGAGCACGCACUCCAAACAGGAGUUGACCAGCUCUUCCAGCCUCCUUAUGGAGCGUGAGGACCGCACACUGGUGUUUCAUCCUGUAUGAAUCCAAUCCCACUAACCUGGCCACACACCUCUCCAUGUUGUGCUGCUUCGGAAUUGAGCAAUGAGAAAUGCAAAUGUUUUCCCAUAGGAAUUUGUUCUGUUUUGUCUCGCUUGUGUGUGUGAACGGAGAUUCUUUAUCUCCUACUCGUGUAUGGCCUACUUUGUGAACUGAAUGUAGGAAAUGUAUGUAAGCCUACAAUGUUGUAGAAUGAUUACGGUGUUUCUUGUGCACAUGUUGCGGGUUCCUAUUCUCUGCUUGCCUCUAUCUUGGGGGCUGGCCUCCUUGAGUAUAGCCUUGUGUGAAUGACCUGAGGGAGUCCAUGGGUUGAAUGGUUUGAGAUUUUUUGGGUACUGUCUUUUGUGUUCAGUUGUAUGUUUUUUGGUGUAUACAUGUGCCAAAAGUGGAGUGUCAGCAUUUCUAGGUGAGUGAAAGGGCUUCACCUUUGUCAUGUAGAUGUUGCAGGUAGUAUUUGUAUGGUGGGAGAUGUGAUAGUAAGGCAGGGCUGAAGCACCUUAUUGUGCUUGUAGACAGAUAUGUUCAGGGGUGUAAUAGUGUGAAGCACCAAUGCUGCUGCAGCGCUUGGCAAUUUACCCUUCUGAGUGAUGCUGUUUGGCUUUUGGUAGCAACCAACAGCAUCCUGUUCUGUUACAACAACCACAAUUUUGCUGUGGUGAUGUGUCUAGGAUUUAAUAGUCUACGAAGUGCUAUAAAUAUCUCACUUUUAGAGAAAGUUAAAUUAUGUUACAUUUAACCUAUGUGUGCAAAGAGUUGCUCUUUGAAAAUGGCUGGCUGAGUGGUUUACAUUAAUAAUUUCAUCAUAUAGUUUGUGGCCACUUGCAAGCAAACAUGUAUGUCCUCAGAAGACAGACUGUGAAUCAAGGAACGAGCAGUCCAACAGCCCUGUGCUCUGACAUUAAUAAGACUUGGUUUUAUCUAUUAUAGUCAAGACCAGUCUGAGACAAAAAAAAUAACAUUACUCAUGAAUUACUGAAUUCUAUAUUAUUUCAGACUUUAAAAUGUAUGGCUAUGCAUAGUCACUUCUGUUGAUGUAUACACGCCCAGUUUCUGUGAAGGACAUAGUUAAAAAAAAUAUUUGGAAUUGUUUUUAAGAUUGUAUUUUGUAACAGUCAAUACCCAUGAUGGCAGUUUCUCACUAGCUGGCAUUUUAGUUUAUUGGAUCACUGUGCACUAAAGUUUCAAAAAGGAUAAAUUUGUCCUUUUUAAUGGUCUUCAGCAGAACUGCGAGGAAUUGAUAACCCUGCUUUCGUCUGGCUCAGAAUAAAUUUAGUACCUUUGUGUGAGAAAUUUAAGAACAAGCUCUUUCUGUUGCUCCUUAGUACAUAAUACUGGGAGGUCUCCAGAACCAAAAUGCUAGUGUGUGUCUUAUGUACUGACAUAUCUGUAAAAUAGCUGAGUGCGCAUUUCACUGGUGAUGAAAAUUUGACCCAAGAAAUUCACAUUGAAACUGGAUUAGAUGUUAGUGGAGAGUUGCACCAAAGAGUUAAUGAAGGUGAAAUGAAAGUUCAGUUUAAAACGGAGUUGAUUCUUUCUGCUGUAUAUGUAAAUGGAGGGCUUGUUAAAUUAAAAAAGGAAAACAUCCCCCAGGUUAUAUAGAUUUUUAUUAGUAUUGUCAAACACAAGCAACUGAAAUAUUAUUUCACUGUAAAAUAUAAUUGACUAAGCCUCUAAAAUGAAUCGCAUCCACUGUGAUGCAUACAGUAGAAAAACUAAAAGGAUAUAGGUUUAACUAUUACAGAAUGCACAGUGAAUUUUACUGUCUAGAAUUUUGUAUUUAAAUUAUUUAUUUUUCUAGGGUCUUUACUAAUGGAUAUAUAUAUUUACAUACAGUAUGUACAUAAACAUAAUUGUAAGAGAAUGUACAGAUGGCAUUAAAACAUUUGCUAAUG
Molecule: messenger RNA, 3563 nt
Organism: Alosa alosa (allis shad)
Lineage: Eukaryota; Metazoa; Chordata; Actinopteri; Clupeiformes; Clupeidae
Gene: ippk
Product: inositol 1,3,4,5,6-pentakisphosphate 2-kinase
Exons: 13
Coding region: 181-1656 (491 amino acids)
Biological process (GO): inositol phosphate biosynthetic process
Cellular component (GO): nucleus
Molecular function (GO): ATP binding; inositol-1,3,4,5,6-pentakisphosphate 2-kinase activity
Source: RefSeq, a predicted model, not a curated record